Molecule: messenger RNA, 2871 nt
Organism: Hemibagrus wyckioides
Lineage: Eukaryota; Metazoa; Chordata; Actinopteri; Siluriformes; Bagridae
Gene: klhl36
Product: kelch-like family member 36
Exons: 4
Coding region: 97-2187 (696 amino acids)
Molecular function (GO): cullin family protein binding
Source: RefSeq, a predicted model, not a curated record
UCGAACGAGCAUCCUUGCUGAGAACUUCACCUUCCCUCGAGUUAUACGCACCAGAAAUUGUUUGCACACUAUCUAUUUAGCCAUCUUAGAGCAUGAAUGUUGACAGGAACAGGACGACAGAAUGAUGAAGUGAUUCCUCCUUCUCACAUGCUAACUGUCAUCAUUUCUGCGGAGAGAAACAUGCAGCAGUGUUCACCGCCAGUAUUAGAGGAAGGAGAUGAAAUGGAGGGUGUUAAGGAGAAGCAUAGUCGACUUUCUCGGCCACACAGAAUCAGCGAGAAUUCAAAGGUAUGUCUGAAAUUGUUGAUGCACUCUUUCAUAUGCUUUAAAAAUAAUCACCAUUGCCAUUUUUUUUUUUAUCUCUCUUGCCAGGUGUAUCGAUGGGCUGACCAAGCCGUUUACCUCCUGCAGGGUUUAAAUGAGCAGAGAGAAUGUGGUCAGUUGUGUGACGUGGUCUUGGUGGCGAAUGGGCAGAGGGUUCAUGCCCACCGUGCCCUGCUGGCCGUCUCCAGCCCGUACUUCCAGGCCAUGUUCACGCUCGGUAUGAGAGAGGAGCGGCAAGAUGAGGUGGAGCUUGUAGGUGCCUCGUAUGUGGGGGUUAAGGCGGUCGUGGACUUCCUCUACAGUGGCGAGUUGCACCUGGAUGGUGGAAACAUUGACUAUGUGCUGGAGACGGCUCACCUGCUGCAGGUUUGGCAGGCUGUCGAUUUCUGUUGCCAGUACCUAGAGAAAGAGGUAAACGAGGACAACUAUCUCUACCUGCAGGAUCUGGCGAUGCUUUACAGCUUGGAGCGUCUGGACGCCUUUAUAGAUCGCUUCAUCCUGGAGCGAUUCACCACUCUGUCCUGCACACCUAAGUUCUUAAAAGAUGUGGGAUUAUCCAAACUUUGUUCCUACCUAGCCAGCGAAGAUGUGCAGCAUGAGAGUGAGCAGACCCUCCUCCAGGUGGCGCUCCAGUGGCUCAGCCAGAAGCCAGAGCGCUUGCCAUUUGCCCACCAGCUCCUGUGCCAUGUCCGCUUGGCCCUGAUUGCACCUGUGGAGCUGGCGGAGCAUGUCCUGCCCGCCGUACGCUCUUUAUUGCCCCCAGAUUCAGGCUGCCAAGCGCUGGUGGAGGAAGCACUAAGCUACCAUGCUCACGUCACUGCUCAGCCUGUGCUACAGACAGCGCAGUCAGCCCUGAGAGGAGGAGUGGAGCGCCUGCUACUGGUAGGAGGAGAGGUGUAUGAGCGUGGUGAAGAGCUGAGCACUGAUGUGAACUGGCUAGAUGAAGAAGCAGGAGUGUGGGUGGUAGAGACACAGCUACCUGCUCAGAGGAGCCACCACUGUGUAGCAGUGCUGGGAGGGUUCAUCUUUAUCGCUGGGGGGAGUUCGUCGCGGGAUAAUGGGGGAGACGCUGCAAGUAACAUACUCUACCGAUAUGACCCACGUAACAACACAUGGUCCAAGGGUGCCAGUAUGAACCAGCGUCGAGUGGAUUUCUAUCUCGGAACCAUGGGGGACUGUGUGAUCGCUGUUGGGGGACGCAAUGAAAGUGGUGCACUAUCCUCUGUUGAGGUCUAUCAUCCUGUGGAGGAUUACUGGACCUAUGUAGCAGGACUCCCAAGGUUAACGUAUGGCCAUGCAGGCACAACACACAAAGGUGUAGUGUACAUCUCAGGAGGCCAUGACUAUCAGAUCGGACCUUAUCGACGUGACAUGCUCAGUUAUGACCCCAGCGCCGGCGACGCAUGGAUAGAGCGGCAGGCUAUGACUCUGGCUCGAGGCUGGCACUGCAUGGCAUCGCUGCAUGACAGAAUCUACGUAAUUGGUGGCAGCGAUGACCACGAGGACAGCAUGGAGCGCUUUGAUGUGCUAGAAGUAGAAGCCUUUGACCCGCACACUGAGCAGUGGAGCAGGGUCGCCCCACUGUGUUACCCGAACAGCGAAGCAGCUGUUGCCAUAUGGGAUGGAAAGAUUUACGUGAUGGGAGGCUAUACCUGGGAGCACAUGGACUUCUCAGAAAACACUCAGGUGUUCAAUCCAGAGAAGGGUCAGUGGGUAAUGGGACCUAACCUGCCCAGGUACAUUGCUGGGGCUUCGGCGUGUGUGUGCACGGUCCGAGCUCGGCAGUCCUGCAGCACUGAGCAGAACAGGACAGGAGGGAAAGAGAAAGACAAGCAAAACACAAGUCAAGGACAAAACAGAUGACUGAAAGUGCAAAAAUAAUGGUUCAAUAAUGUGCCCUGAUGGGGCAGUUAUUCUUCCAACAUGCAGGUUACAGCACCGACGGUGCAGGCCCUUAUCAGAUACCAGUAUUUGUAGGCUGCUUAUGGAAGCAAGAAAUGGACUGAAUUACGCUGAUUAAGUUUGGAAUCUGCUGAUUGCUAAGGGGUGAUGUUAGAGGUGCUUCUUCAGUCAUGUAGUAUUCAGGGUGAUUCUGUGUCUAGGAAUAAUCUGAAGCGGUUUGCUCCAUGGCUUGUUUGUGUGAAAUGUUUGCAUUUCUCAAUAAUUAAAUGGACUAACAUGAGCCAUUAUUUUCAGUAUUAGAUGAAAACAUUCAAAAUGUGGCAUAUUGAUUAGAAAAGAUGUUUAUUCAUUCUCUCUAAGGCUCAGUUUAGCACAGUGGGGGUUACAGUCACAGUUUGGCACUAACACGCUUGAGUGAAAAUUUUGACGCAGUUUGUUGAGCAAAAAAUCUUGUUCUGAUCAGCAGCACUCAGUGAGACACAGUGAGCGUCUCGCGCAUACAGCAUUAACUACAUUUCACUUGAAAGGGUAAUAAGGAUGAGAUUCCAACCUGUGGGACAAAAAAAAGCAUACCAUUGUUAAGUUUACAUGUAUUGUUUUUUUUUUUUUUUUGGCUGCUCUGUUAAAACAGUUGUUUGAUUAGAA